GAGGGGCGCGGGCCCAUGUUACCUAUGAGGUGCUGACGUGGACGAGGUGCUCAGUUGAGUGCUCACCUUAGUUACCAGGAAGUGUUUGACAACAGGAUAGUUUGUCAGAAUUGACUUUUCGUAGCAGGUUAGGAGAAUUAGGUUACCGUUAAGAAAAGGGUUAGCUCAAAUGCAACGUUUUGUUUGUACAUAAACUGUAUCGAAGCUAGCCAAUACCUGGUGAGACCUUUACACGUUAUUCUGCAGAGAGCCCAACUCCAGCUACUCCUGCGGUAAAAGCAUGGUGUUGAGAUGAAGAUUACUGAGAAGAUCCUCACUCAUUUUCAGUCGUGCAACUCACCCGUCGACAAAGAAGGAUACCUGUAUAAAAAGGGUGAGAGAAACACUUCCUAUCAGAAGCGCUGGUUCAUGUUGAAGGCAAACCUGCUCUUCUACAAGGACCGGCCCAACCACCACGACCUGCUUGGCGUCAUUGUUUUGGAGGGCUGCUCGGUGCAGCUGUGCGAGUCCGAGGAGCAGUUUGCCUUUUCGCUGGUGUGGAGCGGUGAACCGGGCCUGCGCACCUACAAGCUCGCCGCUGAGGACCAGCCCAGCCAGGAGAGCUGGAUCAGGGCCCUGCUGUCAGCCAACCACGGCUACCUGGCCGCGCUGGUCAUGGAUCUGGAGAAACAGUACAAAGAGGCCAUGAAAGUAUUUCCUGGUGACCCAUCCCAGCAGUCUACACUGGCUGGCCCAAACACAGAGAGGCCAACUCCGUCACUGAUUUGGCUGAACUCUGGGACCGCGACCCUUUCACAGUACCCAGGGCCAGGUGUGGAAGCCGGGCAUAGCUUUCGCACAUAUCAAAUGCUACAAGCCCCUCCCAUUUCCUCUAAACCAACCAAUAAGAGGUCUCCGAAACUCUGGCCCAAGAGAAAUGCAAAUGUUGUGCCUAUUAAUGUCCCAGCCCCGCCCCAAGGGGAGUGGUCAGUGACUGGGUCGGGACCCAAGGUGGAAUUUAGCAAACUGCAUGAGGACUUUGGCAAGGAGGUGAAGGAGCUGAUUGCUGAUUGGUUGAGAAGGGGACAGGAAGAUGUCAUUCAGGAAGAGGACUUAAUUGAUUUUGGUUGAUUCAGCAUGGGAUGUCACUAUAAGCAUGUAAACAGUCCAUACCAAAGGAGUCCGUACCAAAUGCAAUAAUGGAUGCCUACAUGAAUGAAUAUUUGUGAAUGUAAGAAAAUAUGAUUAUUUUAAAAUAAACGUUUUUUAGAUAGUGUUCCUCCUCUUCCCCAAUCAUUUGAAUUAAUAUCUAUGAUUUAAAUGGCAAUCAGCUAUGUUGUCAUUUAUCAACAGUUGUUUUCCCCACUAGAGCCAAUAAGCUACAAGAUAAUUACAUGUAAUACCAUAAUGAUACAGCUAUUACAUUCAAUAAAUAAUA
This is a messenger RNA of Coregonus clupeaformis (lake whitefish), 1417 nucleotides long. Its product is annotated as sesquipedalian-1. The transcript is spliced from 4 exons. Bases 292 to 1110 code for a protein of 272 amino acids. Gene Ontology annotation, biological process: receptor recycling; endosome organization; retrograde transport, endosome to Golgi. The record is from RefSeq and is a predicted model, not a curated record. Lineage: Eukaryota; Metazoa; Chordata; Actinopteri; Salmoniformes; Salmonidae. Gene Ontology annotation, cellular component: early endosome; trans-Golgi network; recycling endosome.